AUGCAAAAGAGCCGUUCAAAAGGAUCCAGCACGGCGCAGAAGAACAGCGACGCGCCGCGUCCCUACAAGUGUCCGCUCUGCUCCAAGGCUUUCUACCGUCUCGAGCACCAGACCCGACACAUUCGAACCCACACGGGCGAGAAACCCCACCAAUGCACUUUCCCCGGCUGCACCAAGCGGUUUUCCCGCAGUGACGAGCUCACUCGACACGCCCGCAUCCACAGCAACCCCAAUUCUCGCAGAAACGCAGCAGCAGCGGCAGCCGCCGCUGCUGCAAAUUCCUCCACCGCGGCCCCCACUCUCCCGGCCUCCACUGCGACGGUGGCUGCUUCUCCCGCAUCAAACCCCGCCGGUUCCCACACGCCGAUGACUGCUAGCCCCGCCCCCAUGCGACCCUCCACCAACACCGUGACCGGCUUUACUCCCUCGGUCUUCCCCGUCGCUGCCGACUCCGCUUCGGCUGGCGUGCUGGCGGGGCAGGUGCCUCCCGGCACCACCGUCGCCAUGGUCACCACCGGAGCGAGCGGGGGCGUCGCGCUUAACACCCUGUACAACACCGUCGCCCCCGGCGGGGUGCCUGCGUCUCAGCAACCGCAAGCGAUGUAUCACGUGGUCGCCCAGAACGGACAAACUACCCUGGUCCCCGGCGGGGUCGAGGGUGCCCCGCUCACGCAGCAGCAGCAGCAACAAACUCAACACCAAAAGCCGAUCUACUUUGUCGCGAACCGCGGCUACUCUGUGGUCCCCGCGGUCCAGCAGACACAAUCGAUGGCUGCAGCCGGCACCGUCGUGUACGCGGCACAGGCCCGGCACCUACCCCGGCCCGCAGCAGCUGCAGAACGGCACCGCAGCCUUUGUCACGUCGGCCGCCCAGCAGAUGCUCCCGUCGAUGCAGCCGGCACAACAAACGCAGGCACACAGCAACAACAGCAGCAGCAGCCUCUGUCGCGUGUUGGCUCGUCGAACCGGUUAGACGAAAUGCAUUUGUUGGCUGCUGCCGCUUCGCAGCAGCAGCAGCAACAACAACAACAACAACAAAUGUUCGCUGCCCAACCAAUGAUGGCUCAGUUUUCUGAUGGACAGGAUCGGUCUGUGAAGCCCACUCUCCCUCCUAUCCACCAGGCGGUGGGUGCUUCCGUCGCAGGCAUCCCAAUCCCCAACUCGUCAUCGUCAGCAACAGCGACAACAACAGCAACGUCGUCCAGCGUCCACGGAACAUCGCCCAUGGGACCCCCCAGCAUGACUUCUUCGUCCAACAGUUCGUCCGUCUCGGCCAGUCCCAUCGCCGUUCCUCCCCCAUCGACAUCGCUGCCGCACAUGCCUAUGACUUCCUCAGGCAUGGCCUCAGUGGGAGGCAUGAAAUCGCCCCCCUCCUCGGCAGCAAGCGCCGCGUCAGUUUCCGUGUCCAGCAACUCUGCCUCCUCCACGACCGUGUCAUCGUCGUCCUCCAGCGCGACUUCUUCUGCAAUUAACGCAGGUCUGCCGAGGUUGAGCAGCACGGGCUCCUUGACUGCUUCGGUCUCACCCCCCAACGGCAACGGUGGUAGCAUGCAUCCUCCAUCCAAUCUUCCCCAUACCGCAUCCAACUCUUCACUUUCACUUGCUAGCAGCUCCACUUCGUCCGUUCCUAUUCAUUCUAUGUUCUCUGCCUCCACAACGCCUGCACCUCCGUCUCUGCGGCACGCUCACUAUGCCUACUCUCCGUACAGCAGGCCGGGCCAUAACGGCGCUCCGGGUUCACACACCAACGUGAAUGGCGGUGGUGAUGAAGACGGCGGCAAUGGCAGUGGUAGCAACUCGAACAACUACGAGUUUGCGCUUUCUCGCUUCCAGAGACGUUCGCGUCCUCCUUCCCCAUGCAGCACAGCCCCCAGCAGUCCAACAUUUUCGCUGCGAAGCUACAGCCCCACGCCGGACGUCACCCCACUCGUCACUCCUGCUCAUUCACCGCGCUUGCGUCCUGUUGAUUCUGAAUCAUCCUUGGUCAGCCUUCAGCUGCCUUCCAUUCGGAAUCUGUCCCUGCGAACGACGCCGCCCUCCAUCCCGCCGCUGGAAUGUGACCCUUCGACGGUCCAUUCCAACAGCGUGACGCCUGCCAUCCCAAUUUCACGCGCUUCGUCUGUCGUCUCGUUGUCCAACAUGUUGUCUCCGGCUACUCCAGGCUCGUUAGCGUCAAGCACCAACUCCAGCUACACUAAUCUCACAGGCUCUCUCGGCAACGUUCGACUCAGAUCGUAUUCUUCUUCCAUGCGCCAACGGUCUCGUAAAAUGUCCGCUACACGGGUAAGCGUAAACGCACUGUUGUCUGACACGUCGCCCACCAACGGAAAUGUGGCACCUUCGUCAGUGCCAUCCACCACCUCUUCUGCCAGACCCUCGCCUCCCUCUUCAAUGUCUCGUGAACCGUCUCUCUCGGCCGUCCCUACCACCCUAGCUCCGCCCACCGUCUCCUUUUCACUUUCGCCAUUCCCAAGGUGA
Molecule: messenger RNA, 2478 nt
Organism: Schizosaccharomyces japonicus yFS275
Lineage: Eukaryota; Fungi; Ascomycota; Schizosaccharomycetes; Schizosaccharomycetales; Schizosaccharomycetaceae
Product: transcription factor Scr1
Exons: 2
Coding region: 1-2478 (825 amino acids)
Biological process (GO): regulation of DNA-templated transcription
Cellular component (GO): nucleus
Source: RefSeq, a predicted model, not a curated record